AUGAAGAAGUCUGGCAUCCCGGAUGCCUGGGACGACGAUUGGGAAGCCCAGGCGGACAGAAGGGCCGUGGAAGACGACGAGAACCACCAGCAGGGUGGUGUUUCCCUCCAGGCCGCGCAGCCCUUGACGAAAGCCGAGCGCAUCACGCGGCAUGAAGAGGCGAAUCGAAAGAUGUGGGAGUCUGCAGACGCGACUCCCCAGACAUUCCACUACCUCGAAGCCAGCAACACUGUCCCCCUAACGUCCACAUUCAAGCCCCAAGUCAAGGUGCUUAGCCGCAAACCCAUGAUUGCCAAACGUGAUGCCACAACGGGCAUGUCACAGCUCUCAAUGGACGACGACGACAGCGAAAAGGACGCAAAACAGCCCCAGCCUACCGCCGAGGAGAUCCGGGCCAAGCAGAAGCGUGACCUGGAGGAGAAGCAGAGGCGGUAUGACGAGGCGCGUGCCAAGAUUUUUGGGGAGUCGAACCCGUCAAGUAGGGGAUCCUCUCCGGGGACAGUGACGCCGCCCCGGGGGGAGAGUAGACAUUCUGGAAGGGGCCGUGGGCGAGGGGGAGGAGGAGGGCAGCGAAGUAAUGGUGGUACUACGAAUGACGGCGGGAGACUGCCGGAUAUUAGGAGGGUGAACAAUCAAGCCGCAUCAGGUAGGGAGCUGUACGACCCAAACUUGUCGCCAAAACCGGAUUCAAUGGCUCAGCGACGUGGGGGAGGGGAUAGCGACGGCGGAUCAGGCAGAGGCACGACAUUGAGGGAUGACCAGUACCAAUUUCAAGCACCGCAGCCACAGCCAGCUAUUCGAAUGCCGAGAGGACCCGACGGAACUGGCCGGGGGGGAUUUGGAUUUGCACGUCGCGGGGGGGAAGAGAGCUGA
Molecule: messenger RNA, 873 nt
Organism: Metarhizium acridum CQMa 102
Lineage: Eukaryota; Fungi; Ascomycota; Sordariomycetes; Hypocreales; Clavicipitaceae
Source: RefSeq, a predicted model, not a curated record